Messenger RNA from Amoebophrya sp. A120, 16621 nucleotides. Lineage: Eukaryota; Dinophyceae; Syndiniales; Amoebophryaceae. The record is from the annotation of a GenBank genome assembly.
UUUUUGUGCUGUAAAAAUUAGAUCGAGUACGACCUUGCUACUAAAAGCAACAACUACCUCACCCAUCCUGCAAAGUUUUGUCACGACUGACGCCUAGUCGUUCCAACUAGUUCUAGUUUUGGCACAAGUAUACUAUUAUAGAGAAGCACUAUCAGCUCCAGCUGCUCCUUGUAUGAUUUAUCGUCCCUGAGGUUCUUUUGGUCAGGUAUAAUUUCGGUAUACGUUAAGUAUUUUUCUUUAUGAUCACAUUUGCCCUUGCGAAGUAAAGUCUAAUAUAACUAUAGCGAAACGACUGGGAUAUUAAUUCCUGCACUACCCUUAACAAAAAUCCUGCACUACCCUGAACUCAUUUUUUAACAUCAUGGAGCACCAGGAGCGGUUGGCGUUGGUAAAAAAGUCCCCUCGUCUCACUCCGCGACCGGACCGUGUACUACUGCCUCUUUCGCCGCGCCACAUCAAGAAGGCCACGUGCACCACGAUGAAGAAAGUUAUGAUCAUCUCCGCCGUGCUUCUUUGCGGCCAAGAGCUUCUCGUUGCGCCACUGUGCUGCGUUGCCUUCACUCUGAACAAGCUGCGCCCGACUGCCGCGUCGUCCUCCACUUCUCCUGAAGCGGAAAAACUGCUUCACCAGAAAAAAUGCUUUCAGUACGCUGACGCGAAACGAUUGGAAUGUCACGCGAAUGCAUACGGAUCCUUUGACAAGCUAGUCGACGCGAAAGUGAGCGAAAGUGAGCGAAAUGCAUCCGUGAACGCGAAAGUAGACGAAAUCCGUAUGCAUUGCAAAUAUGUCUGGGUCCGGAAGAGUACAACUUGUCAUGCUAAAUCUGAAUCAUACAAAAAUCUGUGUUGCAUGAUUACCAAUAAAGCUGUUCACUUUUGAGAAAGCCGAGAGACGGUUUCUCAUGCGGAAAAGGCAUGGAAAAGAUCUCAUAGAAUCUGUGAUGCUACGGCAUGCAUCACAGACCUCCUCACGCAUCGUGCAAAACGUGCAUGACAAACGUUGCACUUUUCCAGAGGACCCAGACACAUUUACAUUUGAUAAUCCGUGCCGCGGUGCAACUAGUCCUGCGAAUCGGUGAGAUCAACGAGCAAGAGCAGCAGGCCGGCGCUGGAGCAGGGGCAGCUCCUGUUGCGGGUCCGGGCCGCGGGGCGGACGCGCCGCCAGCACUGGGGGAAGUGCAACGGGCGGAAGAAGUACAGCAGAAGCCCGGCGCAGUCUCGCAGGCCAUGCGUGCCGCAGUGGGGGUGGGCCACGAAACAGGACAGCCGGUGGUCAGCUACCCGGCUCUGUGGCACAACUUGGGCGGCGCGCUGGUCGAGGGGCAAGAGGCGCGGGCGGGAGACAGGGUUAGGACUGAGAAAGCGCUACGGGAAGCCGUGCAACUCGUGAAAGCAGCCAGACGCUGCGUGCUCCCGCGGAAGCGGUUUGUGGAAGAGAAUUGCGCGACAUAUGUGAAGAAUCCAACAGAUGGCCACCAUUAUGCGGACACAGCAUUCGUGGGGACCUGGGAUGCAUUGGAAGACGCGCACGCGGUAAUUCACAGUAUGGAACAGCUGUACAUUCGGGUUGCGGUGCUCUCUGCGCGGAUAAAGCACCUGCGAAACGCAGUCGCAGCAGAUGUAAGACGGCGGGAAGAGAGGAAGCGUAAAGAGGAAAAAGCCGAGGCCGAGGAGAGGGCCCAGGAACGGGAGGAUGAAGAGGCCAGGAAGAGGGAGCUCGAGCAAGCUGCCUUUGCUGAGUAUGCAUUGCAAAUAUGUCUGGGUCUGGAUUUGUCAUGCGAGAAUUGAAGGACAAGAAGAUCUGUAAUGCAUGAAUGCGAUGCGCCAGUUUUUUUGUCGUGCUGGUUGGAAGUUUGUCUACAUGCGUUUUAUGAAUGAAAAUGAAUCAGCAACCCGCCUUGCGGCCAAUAAACUUCUGCUGCUAUUAUGCCGUAUAAGCGGUUACUCUCUGAUGCGAGUGUCAGCAACACAAACUUCCAGACCCAGACACAUUUGCAAUGCAUACCGAGGAGCAACAAGCAAUCAAAGAGGCGCGCAAGAAGGUUGUGAACAAACUCACAAAACAAGAGCGGCGAGAGGCGCAGGAGACUGCGGACUGGGACGCCGUCAUCAGGGAAAUCGAACAGGAGCGCGAAGAAGCCCGGGAACGGGAAAGGAACGAGUGGGCGCGCCGCCUAUCAAAAUGAAAAAUCCCCCCUCCCCAUAUCAAAACGGAAAUUUCUGUUGCUGAUUUGCGUACACAAAUCCGACUUGUCUUGCAGUAAGGCACUACGGCCAGGUCCGCAGCCUAGUUGCGAGCGCUCAGGUCUAGUUGUUCAGCAUUGCAAACGGCUACCCUCUAGGACCAACAGCAUGCCAAAUCGCUUGCGCAAUUGGGCGGAUGCCUCUGGUGCACUUGUCUUCUUGCAAGACAAAUCUGACUUGUGACCUCAAAUCAGCAACAAAAAUUCCCGGAGACAUACCCUGUCAAUAUGAGGAGGGGGGAUUUUUCCUCUCAAUACCGCCUGGGCGAGAUACGAGCGAAAGCGCUCCGGGGUGAGCGGAUCUGUCUGGGCGAUUUGGAAGUCGAACCCAGUACUGCCGAGCAAGCUGCGCGGGAGAAAAGAAAGGCCCACGAAAGGAGGUGCGCAUUGAUGCAGCAGUCGAAGGAGGCCACACGUAUACGUCGGAACUACAAGGCCCGAGACAUAGAAACGAUCCGAGCAAGCGCCGGCUAUCAGCGUCUCAUGAGAGAAAAAGGGGAACUUGUCUUGUCGGAGAGCAGCGGCCCGAACCUGGAGAGAGCGCUUUCAAAAGAUGAGGUUCAACGCUGGGUAGUGACCGCUGUUGUCAACGCUACUAAGGACGCGACCAAGUGGUGGAAUAGCUGCGCGCUACCCCUUUUGCUCCACCCGACUGUGGGAAUACAGACACUGCUUCGCCAUGCAAAACACGGCGUUCGACAUCGACUGUGGGAAUACAUACAAAACACGGCGUUCGGCCGCCAGAUUGUGAAAAGCGAACAAGAUGACCAAAAUUCUAUCGGGGGAAGAAAGUUGUUUCGCAAGAUGUGCGAGGCCGCGGCCUGGCAGUCAGCAGUCCUUAGGAUCGAUCUCGUACUCACCUAUUGUACGGAGAAAUCCCCCCUCCCAUAUCGAAAAGGUAUGUUUCCGAAAAUUUGUGUUGCUGAUUUGAGACCACAAAUCACGUGCGUCUGUCUUGCAAAAAGACAGGCGCAGAGGCUUCCUCGCCAUUAUGGAAGCGAUUUGGCACGCAAUGUUGCGCUUAGGGGACAGCCGUUUCUUGUAAUGCUAAGCAACUAGACCCAAACGCCCCUAUCUAGGCCGAGCAUCUGGCUGCGCUACCUUCCUGCAGGACAAAUCGGAUUUUUUUGUGUAGGGAAAUCCAGCGUCAGAAGUUUCGUUUUGAUAUGGGGAGGGGGGAUUUUUCCUUUUGAUGUCACCCAGUUCAAAGCUAUGGUGCAUUUGGGGAAGAAGAAGUUAGCAACGUCGAAGAUAUCAAAUGCAAAUAUGUCUGGGUCUGGAAGAAUUCAUAUUGAAUUUUUGCCAUGCUGUUGUUGCAUGACACAGAAUCAAUGUCUGUCAUGGAAGCCCUAGCACCACAGAUCUCCUCGAGAAGCUUCCGCAUUGCUUGAUCCGCAUGACAAAUGUCGCCCCACUUUGGUGACAGAAAACGGACCUCUUUUGCUGGCUAUGCAUGAGAGAUUUGUGUGGUCGUGUGUGUCGUUAAAUGCGCAUCACAAGUUCGCACUCUUCCAGACAUCCAGGGAUUUUUGCAGUUGAUAGUCAAAGAGUAGGGUUGCGGAAGUAGUGCCGUAUGGCUUCGUGCGAGAGUGGGAGGUCGAGGCGGCGAUGGAAGCAUCGCCCUGCCCGUCGGCAAAUAAAGACCAGGCCACGUAUCAAAUGCAAAAAUCCCUGGAUGUCUGGAAGGUUGCAACCUGUGAUGCUGUCUUUGGAUUCUAGAGAAAAUCUGUAUCGCAAUACCAGCAAGAGGAGUCCAGUCUGUUCUACGCGGGAAGGGCAUUUCUCAUGCGGAAUAGGCAUUAGCAAUCCCUCUAAGAAUCUGUAUCUGUGACGCUAGAUCAUGCAUUACAGACAAUCAUGAGCCAUGCAAAAUAUGCAUGACAAACCUCGCAUCCUUCCAGACCCAGACAUAUUUGCAGUUAAUACCACGCUUGCGAAGGCCAAAGAGGUCGGCGAAACUUUGCGAAAGAAGGCACGGCUCCACCUGAGCGAGGAGUAUCGUAAGGGAAAAUCCCCCCUUCCCAUAUCGAAAAGGUAUAUCGCAGAUAAUUUGUAAUCCUGAUUUGUGACCACAAGUUGUCUCUGUGUUGCAAGGACGCAAGUCCACAGACAACCGCCGCAUUCUGCUGGCGGUUUGUGAUGCUGUUGGCUGUGCAGACUAGAUGAUUGCCUAGGUGAAAACAUCUCUACCCAGUCUUAGAAUUAUAGGCCUGCUGUCCUCUCAAGCAAGACAAACCUGAUCUGUAUAGUGCGCAAAUCCAGCAUCAGAAACUUCGUUUUGAUAUGCGGAGGGGGGACUUAUUUUCCGUUUGAUAAGGAGGAAAGGAAAGUUCUUGUCACGGAAAAAGUCUUCGAAGCUAGCCCAAUCAUAGAAAGAAACGAAAGCCUGAGGACGAAGUUUGCCGCCGUCAAAAAAGUGGUGGAGUGGGCGGAAGAAGUGGAGAGAAAAAUGGAGACAAAGUAUUCGGCAGCUCUCGGGCAGGUCGAAAAGGUAUCAAUCGUAAAAAUGUCUGGGUCUGGAAGAAUCCGAAAUUUGUUAUGCUGUUUUUGCAUGACACAGAAUGUCUGUCAUGGAAGCCCUAGCAUCACAGAUUUUUAGAGGCCUUCCUGAUGCCUAUUCCGCAUGACAAAUGCCCUCCGCGCGUAGCACAAACCGGACUCCUCUUGCUGGUCAUGCAAUACAGAAUUUUUUAGAGUCCAAAGUUAGCAUCACAAGUUCCAACCUUCCAGACCCCGACAUUUUUGCAAUCCAUAAAAGGGUCCGGGGCGCCAUGCAGUAAAACUCGAAGCGGACGAACGUGCGGUCUUACUGGCUGCUGCACGCUACGAGAUGAUGCAGAUCAAAGACCGAGCGAGGAUACAGGAACCAAACACCAGCAUGGAGGACCUUUUUGGGAAGGUUAUUGAGGGUUUUCGGGAAGUGUCGCAGCUCCAGGCGCAGAGCGGGAGCGCGUUUGCUGCACUGCUUUCACAAUGGACUGCAUCGGCAGCAGACGGGGGGCCCCCGCAGCUUCCGACAACGGACGAACAACUCAGCUUGAAGAUGAAGGUCUUUGUAUAUAUUCAAGAUUUAUAUACGCUUCCUCCCUUUGUCAGCGUGCUGAAGACGUUCAAUGAGGCGGUGUGGGUAACGGAAGGAGACAAAGUUUCCGCGUAUCGUUUUUCCUCAUUUGGUCCCGGCGAGAUCCAGUACCCUUUUUUGGCAACGCUCUCCCUCCUUCGGGAUUCUCAGAUCGCGAUUGGGGAACUCAUGCUGAAGUCAGAGGAAGAGCUGCCUAGAGGAGAACAGCCCGCGCUAGACACGCUUUUUGACCGCUUGACGGAGUACAAUGCCGCGACGGCCCCCAGACGCGGACGGCUGGAAGUUCUGCAAACCCUGACGCUGGAGGUUAUGGACGAUGCGCUUUUGCCCGCAUAUCAAAUGCGAAAAUGGCUGCUGGGUCUGGAAGAUUCUGAGACUUGUCUGAUGCAUGUUUUGCAUGACCCAGGACGUCUGUAAUGUUGCACACCCUAGCUGCAUCACAGACUUUUAGAACUACCCUUCCUGAUGCCUACCCCGCAUGACAAACGCCCGCCCCGCGUAGCACAAACAAGACUCCACCCCUUGCUGGUCCUCAUGCAAUACAGAUUUUUUUAGAAUUAUCCCAAGUUAGCAUCACAAGUUCCAAGUUAGCAUCACAAGUUAGCAUCACAAGUUAGAUGCAUUAUCCCAAGUUAGCAUCACAAGUUCCAAUCUUCCAGAUCCAGACUACAUUUUUGCAUUUGAUACCGCACUGCUUCAGACCACGCUGCUUCCGGUUCCUAAGCUCGUCGAGGAGCAACCAACACCGUCGUGCGGGGUUGCGCAGGCGGGUUGUAGCAGCUCGAGAAGUGCAACUCCUGCGGCCGGGUUGCGCGGGCGCAACAUCAAAGCGAAAAACCCACCUUCCGGCGCGGCGUCGAACCGGCCUGGUCUAUCAAAUGUAAAAAUGUCUGGGUCUGGAAGAUUGCUACAUUUGUCAUGCAUGUCUGACAUGGCUCAAGAAUCUGUGAUGCAUGGGCACAAAGCUGUCCUCUUACCUGCCAUGCAAAAAGAACGCAGUCUGCCAUGCGGAACACGCAACACAUGAGCCCAAAAAUUUGUCAUGCUUGGCUCCGUAUUGCAGUGGAACAACUCCCAUUCACUUUUAGCAUUACAAAUCUCCAGACCCAGAUCGAUUUUUGCGUUUGAUAUGGUCGCAGGAGCGAGAGCAAGAGCGGCUCUUCUAGUUCGCGUGGAAGCAGCAGCGGCAGUCGGCGAGCAAGUAUCCAAGAGAAAAACAUUGUUAGUGUAAGUUUGUGAUGCGCAACGUGCAAGAUGAUUGCGUCUGUCAUCCUGGGAAUGCGUUGCGCGGUCCAUUUAGCCGCGUUUCCCAGUACUAUCUGCGCAUGACAGGUUUUGCUCUCAUGUUGCCACACAGCUUUGUAGUGCUGUUCCUCCAAAAAAGUUACACCUACAAUCUUUUUUUCUUGGAUAUCAAGCAGCAGGUCACCUUCGCGUCCACGCAAGUGCUGCGGUUUUCGGUGCAGGUUGAGCGGAAGGCCAGAAAUAAAUUCUUCAAAAAAACACGUGUAGUGGGCCAGGAAAAGUGGCUGUUAGGAACAACAGCUGCGCGGUAUCCUGAGUAAAAACGUACCCACACCAGAGUCAGGAUGGGGAAUCUGCUAGACAAAUCAGCCAGCUUUGGUUGUUUGGCAUGACAAGUUUGUCCGCGUAGUGUAGUGCUGUUUGAGCUAGUUUAGCAGCAUUACAGAUCUAGUAUCUCGCGCUGAUUGGAGCAUGACAAAUUUCAAAACCGCAUUAGAAAAUGCUUCUCAUGGGGCUCCGCAUGAGAAACAUUUUAAGCAUGCAGAGUUGCAUGACAACUAUGGUGUGGGUACGUUUUUACGCAGGAUACGCGGUGGAUCCGGCUGGACCACGAGGACGACCUGGAUCUCGUGCAAUACCAAACUAUCAAAAUGAAAAAAGCCCCCACCCAAUAUCAAAUGGGAAAUCUGUGAUGCAGGAUUUGUGUACACAAAGGCGGGCUGUCUUGCAAUACGGCAUCGCAGCCAGAUCCGCAGCCUAGGGAGGGACAUUUGGGUCUAGCUGCUUAGCAUUACAAACGGCUGUCCUCUAAGCCCAACAGCAUGCCAAAGCGCUUCCAUAAUGGCGCGGAAGCCUCUGCAUUUGUCUUCUUGCAAGACAUACGUGAUUUGUGGUCUCAAAUCAGCAAGACAAAUAUUCGGAAGCAUGCCUUUUCGAUAUGGGGAGGGGGGAUUUUUCCUCUCAAUACUUACCCUAGCCUACUAACUAGCGUUCUCGGACGCUGCGUCUGCUAUAUCAAAUGUUUUGUGCAAUCUGCCAUCGGUGUAAACAACAAAUAUACAAGUACGUUAUCUCGUCGCUUUCCUAUUACAAUGAAAAAUGCCCCCACCCCCGAACUUGAAAGCAUUUGUAUUGCAAAUCUUUCCAAAUGAAACAUUCGCCCUCUUGCGUGUAUCAGCAUCACAGAUUUCCGAUCGUGAAUAGCAAAAAUUUGUAUUGCAAAAGAUCCCAGCAAGAGCGGUGCUUGUCAUGCAAGCGAUGCGAAACACGACUAGAAUUAUCUGCAUCAGAAAGAUUCUUACUCCUUUCAUGCAUGACAAAAAGCUUUCAUCUGGAAACUUCGCAUCACAAAUUGUUGCAAUUUCAGGGGUGGGGGGCAUUUUUCCCUUUGAUAUUUCCUCGCGCUGGUUUUCGUCCUCGUUUCUCCCGCGCUGCUCCGGAGGCGAGCAAGUGGAGCUCCAUGCUUAUCAUCUGCAAAAAUGUCUGGGUCUGGAAACUUGUGUUGCUGAUACUUGCAUUGCAAACUUGCUGCUUGUACGGCGUAACAGCAUGAGAAAUUUCCCUCAGCUCCUUGCCGAUUCAUUCGUCUUUAGCAUUACAAACUGUUAGGAACAACAGCUGCGCGGUGGAUCCGGCUGGACCACGAGGACCUUAUCAAAUGUAAAAAUGUCUGGGUCUGGAAACUUGUGAUGCUGUGUGGCGUAUCAUGAGGAGGCGACAAUUGCUGGCUCAGCAUGGCAAGUUUCUGAGCUUCUAGGUGUUGCCUAUUCUGCAUGACAAGCUACGUUUCUGCAUGACAGAAAAGUGGGGCUCUUGGGUAAUGUGCAUGACAGAUUUAAGAGUCAUGCCAGACAAGCAUGACAACCUUGCAUUCUUCCAGACCCAGACAUUUUUACAUUUGAUAGACCUGGAUCUCGUGCAAUAGCUUCUUCGAGGGGGCUUUUCAAUUAACUUAUUGUUGAGAGGUCAGCACGAACAGGACAACUUUCUCCUAUAUUCUUGCUAUGUUGCCGUGGAAUUUAUAUUUUGAUUUUAGAAACAAAAAGUCACAACAUGGGCGUGCCGAAAUCAAAGGCGAAUAAAUCGAAGACCCCGGCGCAGCUGGACACCGGGGACGAGGCGGCAACGAAGACCAAGGGCAAGGGCAAAGCAAAUGCUGCGAAGGGUCGGAACAAGGAACAACAAAAACAAAAAAAGCAAAUCGCCGACUUGAUAUCGAUGAAAACAGUCUCCAUGCAAGGCAUGGAAAUCCUGACAAUGGCGGACUGGCGGGAACGAGUUCAGAGCGGAAAAUCUCUGGACGAAGACUCUUCGUCGAGCGACAACAGCAGCAGCGAACUGGACAGUGAGCAAAUGGAAGACAUUGCCGGCGAAGACGAAAAAAGCAAGGACAAGAUGAAGGAGAAGGAGAAAGGAGCAACCCCACGCAGGGGGGAGCGGAACAGCACCGGGGCCGGCAUCACGAUGUCCGCAAACAAGAACUCCAGCUCCAUCGUCGCAUACCCCGCUGCAGGCGCCGCCGCAGCGAACACGAAGAACAGCAAACGCCGCAAGAAGGAAGACGAGGAUCAGGAGGAGGACGAGGACUCCAUCCUGCAAGCGUCAACCUUCAGCUCCUCCGUCCUCGGACACGACAUGAAACCUAAGAACCUGAGCCCGACCAUGGACCUGCUGGCGGCGUCGCCACAGGAGCUGGUGAAGGAGUGGAAAAAAUACGUGGUGAAGAAAAUCCAAAACCGGCUGCUGGAGGAGCGAGUUUUGCAAGGAGAGCCAUGCCGCAAUUUGGUACCACGCGAAGACGGCCAGGGGAAAGAGGUGAAGGAGGAAGACUUCGCAUACGACAAAGAAGAUGAAAAGGAGUGCGCCAACCUGGUGAGGCAGGUGUGCGACGUUUUGGAUGCGAUGGUGCCGGAGUACCUUCACUGGAUAAACGUCAACUCGCGCACCGGCUACUGCGAUAUCUUUUUGUCGGACUCCCUGGAGAGCAUGGGCCUGUUAUCCUUGGUGAAAAACCCGGCGCGAAAUCCAACGAUGAGAUUUAUCCUUGACUGCUGGAUAAAGCCGAACGUGCCGCGGACGACCAAGGGGGCCAACGAAUUCAAGAGGAGAACGGAGAACGCACACAAUAAAGACGUAGAGAAGGCGACAGCGGAAAACGAAAAAGGGAAGAAGGAGGCCAAGGCCACCCAGUCCAUGAAAUCCGCCAAGGGGCUGGAGAAGGACAAGACGGCCGCGGCACCGGAAAACAAGAAAGGCGGAAAGGGGGCCGACAAGCCGCCCGCCGCUGCCACAUCCACCGCUGCGUCUUCAUCAUCUGCUGCUGCGCCCGCCGAUUUGAAAAAGCGUGAUAAGUCGGUCCGACCCGACAUUAUCCGCAGUGCAACGCAGCGAAAGAAGGAGGAGGAGGAAGAGAAAAACAAGAAGAACGAUCGGUCGCGCUCCCGGCGGGACGAGAGACAGCGGGGGAGGACCCGCGAGCGACCACCGGUGAGUCAACCCCGAUCGCGCCGGAACAAGCCCGCAGGGGCUUGAGAGGAGGAGGUGGUGGUGAUGAAAGAUGUUGAUGUCGACGCUUAUUCAGAUGAAAUGGUGUAGAAGAUACUAAUUAGCACGUGCAAGCAAGAUAAUAUUUGACUCUCGAGAAGCUGAAGCAGUCUAUUUCUGACUGCGGGAUGUGAACUGCACCCAGAGUGCAGAAACAGUCCCAGCACGCGCGGGACAGACGACACUGCAUUUAUUACGAGAAGAACGAAGAAAGAAAUCCUUGAAGAAGCACCUGCACCAGAGCGAACCAAUCCAGAACGCGAUAGAACGGCGAAAGAAGAUAGCAAAUUCCAAUAAUUGCAACCCUGUGAUAACCUGCACUAUUCUGUACGAUUGAGGAGCGACAAGUCAAAGAAUAGCAUUUGUUGUGCUUUUCUUUUUCUAUCUCUGAUCUCAGAGCCGGCGCCAUUGUAUGAUGUGUUCGUAGGAACCAAGAAGGGCGAAGGCUAGUGAGCGUCACGAGAGUGUGAACAGCCGGAGGGAAGUAGGCGUUCACUUUGGGAGCUAUCGGAAAGCCCGCCGAGAGCUGCACUGAGGGCAUUUCGAACACAAAUAACGACUUCGGAGAGAAGACAACCGGAGUCGCAAUACGAAGAAGAAAGAGCGGAGUUUUUACCGGCUCAAGGCAAGCAACGGCUCAAGCACCGGAACCAUGCGGCUCCCUGGUAAGGCGGCAUGCCGAGCCGGGCGUCGUUCAUCCGGAACCGGGGGGGAGCAACCCCCCCGUGAGCGAUUAACUGCAGAAUCAAUCCAUAAUUACAAUGUCGGGACGCUGAACGUCUUAACACUAGGCCGGGACGACGUGCAGGGACCAUCACUACAAAAACAAGCAGUACUACAAGACGCGCGGGAAAGGCAGGCGAAAGUAAUGCUAUUGCAGGAAACAAGAUGCAGAGAGUGGCUAACUGGCGAAGCCUGGGAAGAGUAUCAGGCGUACGGGGGGGGCGCAGAAGCAGCAAAUGGGAGCGGGCCAACAGUAUACGGCACGAUGGUGCUGGUCCACAAUACGCUGGAGGUGGUGGAAAUGACGGAGAAGAGCAAUAGUCGGGUCGUGCGGGUUGCGGUAAAGAGCAAACUAGGAAAAAAGGCGCACUUCGUGUCGGCGUACGCGCCGACCGAGGUGUCGCCCGCGGCAGCAAAACUACGCUUCUACCACGAAUUGCAGAAAGAACUCGACCAGGUGCCACCAUACGACAUUUUGGUGCUCGGCGGGGACUUCAAUUGCGAGCUCUGCUCGCCGCAGCAUGAGCUGGUUGACAGCGGCCUGCCAUUCGUGGUAGGCAAAUGCGGGCUGACGGAAGAUUUUUUUCUUCCUUCAGACAACGGCAGAAGGGCACUGGAAAUGGCGACCAGCAAUCAGCUAACAUCAGUAUCAAGCCUCUACCGGAAGCAAUUUCGAAAGCGAUACACCUUCGAGGGCAAGUUUCCACAUGGCAGAAAGCGGCGGGAGUAUGACCAUCUUUUUGUGAGGUACAGAGACCGGGGCCUCUGCAGGGCCUUCGAGGUGGCGGGGGAUCUGUACACAGAAUCCGACCACCGCCUGGUGCUGAUGCGGAUACAGGGCCAGGCGAUCCGGGUGCCAAAAACCAAGGAGAGGGUGGGGAAACAACUGCUGCGAAACAAGCACCGCGCGCUUGAGGUGGACCAACAGCUGCUAGACAAACUGCCAGAAGAAGAAUUUCUUCGCAUGGAAGGCGAAAACACCACUGCCAUCGACGUUUGGCAGCGUUUCAACGAAGUGAUGCAGCCGCUGCUUCAGGACAUGGAGGAGGAAUGGAAGCGGAACAAGCCUGAGGCGAGGAGGAAGCCCUGGAUUUCAGACCGGACCUGGAAGACGAUUGAAAAACGGAGAAAAAACAGAGCGAAGGAGAAGAAGGACAAGCAAGCCGACGCACGGCUGCGAAGACGGAUCAAGAUGGAGAUCACAGAGGACAAACAGCAGUGGCUCCGGGGGAAAAUAGAAGAACUUCAGCGGGCGGACUCAGCGGGAAACUCGAAGGCCGUAUACGAAACGGUCCGACAGCUGGCGGGGAGGGCAAGGAAACAAGGGCAGAACGGCCUGCCCGGGGGCGAGAAGCCUCAUGUCGAAUUUUGGAAACAGAUACUAGGCACCCCGAGACCCGCCGCAGACAAACGACUACGAGAGACCGCAGCCUGGAAGAGAUGCGAAGCGCUACUACAGCAGGAGCCACGACCGACAUGGAGCGCGACCCGGACGGGUUGCCCCACAGAUGGAGAGAUCGACCAAGCAGUUAAGGAGCUGAAAAAAGGAAAAAGCCACGCCGGGGACUUCCCGGCCGAAUUCUUCACCCACUCGGAGGCCGCGCGGCGGAUACUCCGGGCGGUGGUGAAGAAGAUCUUUGAAGGGGGCGAAGUGCCAGAGAGCUGGUUGGAAGCAGAAAUAGCUCUAUUGCACAAAUCCGGGCCGCGGAUUCCGUGCAAUUAUAGACCAGUGGCGCUGCUCCAUGUCGGCGAGAAACUCCUGUCCCUGAUAGUACUAAACCGGGUGCGGGACAGCGCAUACGCAGCGGUGGACAAGAGGCAGAAGGGCUCUGUUCGGGGACUUUCGUGCAGACAUGCGGUUUUUAAACUACUCAGGGACAUGGAGCACGCGAUAAAAAGUGGCGACGAACGCAUCUACGACUUUAUAGACUUCCAGAAGGCCUACGACUCACUAAAUUGGGAGAAAAUGACCGAGAUACUGAAGUGGCAGGGCUUCCCGCCAGACCUCGCGGACUUGGUCCGCAGACUCUACCAGGGGGCCAGCUACAGCCUGAAGAUAGCACCGGGGAAGCGAAGCAGCAAAACGCGCCAGAGGUGCGGAAUACGACAAGGAAGCUCCUUGUCGCCCUUGAUCUUUGUGUUGGUCCUCGGCUUCGCGCUUCUGGCGUUUGAGGAUGCAAUGCAGGAGCAGGGGGACUGGGUGCGCAGCAAAAUAGACCAUGCCUUUGUGUCUUGGCUGGGAUUCGUGGACGAUCUCGUGAUCAGGUCCGACAGCAAAGAAGAGGCCCAGCGGGCGUUAAUCCAGCUGCAGGCGGCGUGCCGCUUCGUGGGGUUGGAGCUCAACGCCAAGAAGACCGAGGCCAUGACCAUCGGCCUACUGCCAGCGAAAAAGCAAAACGAAGACGCGAGAAAGGAGCGGGUCGUGGUCAACGAAGGGGACGCAGACGGGCGCGAAGGCUGGGCAAUUGAAUGGGACGGGGUCGACCUAAUUCCAGAAUAUGCCGCAGCAGCAAAAAAGAAAACGGCCCAAAGCAUGCCCAUGGAGAAGGUGACCCACCUCAUCGCGUGGGACGAUGGGAAGCACAGCCUCUGCUGGCUAAAACGCACAAGCUGGGCGCACCUGGACGGGCGGGAGGUGGUACGCAUAUCGCGCCUCGGGCGCGUGCGCCACGUCCUGGAAAGCAAAAACACCCACCGCUGCCCACGGUGCGAAGACGUCCUUCCUGACGAAAAAGCACUGAGAUACCACAUGGCGACGGGAUACUGUCGGCCAGGGAUGAGCAAAGAAGAGCUGAAGGUGCUGAGGGUCGGGCGGUAUCUAGAACAAAAGGCCAAGACACAGCGGGCGGCAGCAGUAGUGCCCGCAGGGUUGCAGACCUACGACGGCAAGCCGGUCAAGACGGUCGGGGUAUUCCGAUACCUAGGGACGCAGGUACAGUGCAGCAGCGCAACAAGCAAGGAAACAGACCGGAGAACAGGAAUAGCGCGCGCCACUGUGCAGCAGCUUCGCAAUAUUUGGGCAGACAAAGAAACGCCGAUGGGACUGAAGGCGGAGCUGUUCACGUCGUUGUGCAGCUCCGUCGCGUUAUACAAUAGUGAAUGUUGGGCGCCACGGGAGUGUGACUGGAAGGCCCUACGCAAGUUCCAGCUGCAGGCACUAAAAACAGUCCUUGGGGUAAAAAGGCAGUGGCAAAGGGAGCAGCAGCAACAGGACGCGGACGGGCAAAGCGAAGAAGAGGAGGACGAGCAUGCUAGCAGGCUGGAAAUGUGCAGGGGGCUCGGUGUGCUCGACAUCGAGACGGCGGUGAGGGAGAAGAGGGUGGCUUGGGUUGCCCAUGCCGCCCGCGACCGCACAGAGAAUUCCGCGCUGUGGAUCCGGAACGAAAUUCGCAUAAAGUCGGAGUGGGGCAAGCUCGUGGUGCAAGAUUUCGCACACUAUGGCAUAGAACAAGGCGAGUUUUUCCGUGCCCCGCCAGAUGCAAUCACGCUGAAGGAGCUAAUAAGGAAAAAACGAACAGUGCAAACGGGCCGACAAAGGAGACAGCCAAGACAGGCCACAGAGAAAAUGAACACCAGAAGCAGGGAGCAGCGCGCACGCAUAGAGCAGCAGAGACAAGAAGCCGAACAGGCCAAGGCGGCCUUCAUUCAAAAGAUCAGCGGCAGGCGCUGGGGCAGAGUGCCGAGCGCCAACGGGGGAGAACACUGGCAACUAGAAAGCGACCAAGAAAUUCGCUUUACGGUGACGGGAGAAGAUUUCUGCGAAAACACGGGGCGAGAAAUCAAAGACGUUGCGGGCCAAGCCUUCUACCGCAACCAGGAAGGCCUGUGGGUUGCGGAGUGACGCCGGCCGUCACAAAUCUGUGUUCGAGUGUGCGUCCACUCAAAGAAGGAUGAGAAAAGACAAUUUACAAUGUCACGGACAAACACAAAGAUGAUGAUGAUGAGUAGAGACGCCCGCCGCGGUUCUUGUUGAGAAGGGUUUCUUCUAUGUAUGAAUAGAUACGUAGAAGAAAUAAAUCCGCAAAAGAACCUCCCAAGAAAACAAAUUUGAUUCUUUCUUAGAAAUUUAGUCACCUUUAGGUGCGUUUUGCGUCACGAGUACUAAAAAUGUCAAGCUUUAGCUUGAGAAGCUUCUUCCGUUUUGCAGAAUGAAAUUUCCGGCCUGACGCUCCCAUAAAGAUCGCGGAAAGCCGCAUCGCCUGGCUUGGUGUCCUCUCCGUUGCGGAACUAAUCCAAAUCAAGACUUGAUCGAUCGGCUUGCGGACCUACACUGUAUUAGUAUUUCAAGCACAAUGGAAUUGGGUAUACGUAGGCCCUUUAUAGUUCUGAUUUAUUUACCGACGUGUAUAAUGCUCUACACCUAACUAUCUGUGAGGCGCGCCACGGGCGCCGCAGCUUUAGCCUUACGGCGACGGCUGUAUACGUUAUUUUGUAUAUGUUCGACUUACUGUACGAUACUUGAGUCAACACCGUAGCUUGUUGCUUGACCCAGCAGUCAUUUGGCCCAGUUACUUGACUCAUGACCGGCUGUUUUACCAUGCAGUCUCUGACAUUGCUCAUAGGCAAUAAUCGCACAAAAUUCGCCCAACACCGAAUGCGAGAAGCCUUAGAGCAAAGAAGCGAGAUUGAUAAACGUCAAAGUACGUCUGCUGUUACAUGUAAAAGUCGUGAAGAGUAAAAAGAAAAUGGCCUUUGGGCUCCUGGAAUAGUACUGAAAAACACUGUUGUGCACAAAUCGCUUUUUUACCUUUUAUUUUAUCUGCUAAGGCUGGCACAUUGUGACGACGAAUACUAGAACUACUAGUCUGCAAAGAUGACGAGAUUAUCUGGUCUACAGCUUGAGCCGUACUACUAGCGCUUCGAAGAUGAGGAUGUUGAAUCUUUCAACGGAAAUGAAGAUCUCCAAAAAUUCGCAGGGCAUUUUUGUUGUGCGAAAACAGUAUAUCUUAUCACGCUAAAAAACCUGGAAAGCAUGACAGGACGAGGACACCAUUAAAAGCUGACAGAAAUCGAAAUGAUGGAAGAAUUAUAAAACCUUAUGGUGCUGGGUCUAAUUUCUCUUUCGCACAAGGAAGUAUGAUCUCCCAGGAAGAUAAGCCUUCUACUACGUCCGGAGUUCAUCUGAUACACACCUACUUUACUUACCGUAGCCUACUAAGUAGCGUUCGUUCUUGGACGCUGCGUCUGCUAGGCCUGAACACUAUUUUUGAAGAAGAUGACGGGGAACAAAGUAAUUCGACUUGACGUGUUAAAGUUAAGUCGAAUAAACGGGAAAAUCGUAAUCGCAAAUUCAGCUUUUAUUUUCCUACCCCGACUCAUCCAUAUUCUUCUCUAGCACGAAAUAGCCUAAACCGGAAACCCUCUUAGCACGAACUUCACAGGAACCCUGAACACACCAUCCGUCGAAGCCCCUGGAAGAAGUAGAAGACCGCUUUUGCUCGUCCUUUGCAAGGGACGGCAGCUGCACUACACUUCACUUCGGGUAUUAAAAAACCAUAAAAGCAACCAAAAAGGCUGCUCUAGUUUUAGCAAGUUAGGAAUCUCCUCUUCUCGAGGUAGAAGAAGAAGUUCUGACCCCAGCAUUAAAAACCUUCGGCGGAUCAUGAAAAUAUAAACAAACUCGCCACUUGAACUGCGGCGCAGCUUGGAGGAGUCGCUGACGAGUGGCGCUCCUACUUCGCACACGAAGGGUGUUCCUUGUUCCAAAAUUAUUUCCGAACACCCCUAUUGUUUUUUUUUGGGCGCAACAUUUGCCGACACCUCUACUCGGGUCGUCUGCCAUCCU